ACCACGGCCCGACCUCAAGAACGCCCCGAGCUGCAGGUUAGUCCGUUCCUAGCUCAAACAUCAGUCUUUGCUCGCUUUCAAGCACAUUUCUUGCCUCAUGUAUCCUCACCACCACCUACAACUUCGCCGGCCCCUGUUGAAACGAUCCAUCCACCCCCUCCCAAGUACAUUAAGAUCAGAAUAAUAACAUGGAAUAUGAAUGGGACUCUACCGAAGGGGGACCUCGCUACAUUACUAGGAACACUUCCUCAGUAUGAGGAGAGCUCGGUCAAAUUAAAUGAUACCGAAAUCCCGGGACUCUCCUUGGACACCGGUCACCCAUAUCAUCUUGUCCUUGUCGCUGGACAGGAAUGUCCGACAUUAAUGGGUCUUCCUAUGGGCCUCGGAGGUGGUAUGAAGUGGGAUUGGGAUAAGGAAGAGGACGACAAACGGAA
Acaulospora colombiana is the source of this 434-nucleotide messenger RNA. NCBI's taxonomy places the organism in Eukaryota, Fungi, Glomeromycota, Glomeromycetes, Diversisporales, Acaulosporaceae. The record is from the annotation of a GenBank genome assembly.